AUGAGUUUUAAAAAUAAUGAGAAAUAUAUGGAUGAAGAAAAUGACCAGGAGAGCGAUGAUGAAUUCUUUAAAGUAAAAAGGAAGCCUCAAAUUAAUGUUGAUGCUGAAGAAGAUGAAGAUAAUAACAAUAAUAAUAAUAAUAAUAAUAAUAAUAGUAAUAUUAGUAACCAUAUGAAUGAGUUUGAUUUAGAAGAAGAGGAUGAAGAUGAUUAUGAGGAUGAGAAUUAUAUUGUAGGGGAAACUAUAGAAAUUGAUGAAUCUAAAUUAAAAAAUGAAAAAAUCGAAGAAGAUAUAUUUAACGAGAAUAAUUUAUUACAUGGAAUAAAAACAAGAGAAUUAUUAGAACAAGAAAUAUUAAUACUUUUUAGUAAUAUGCUAAAAAAAGAAACAAUAUUAUGUAAAGAUAUAAAAAGUGGUAGUAAUGAUCCUAUGGAUGAAAUAAGUUUGUUUAAAGAUGAUAUGGUUGAUGAUAAAGAAUUAAAAGAUUUUGAAAAGUCAAGUUUAAAAAUAAAGAAUAAAGAAGUAUAUAAUUUUAUAUAUAAUAAAAUGAAUUUACAUAUUAAAGAGAAUAAGAAAAAGGAUGAAAAGGAGAAAAAGAAUAAAAUACAUAAUAAUGAUGAAAAUAAUAAUAUGAUAUAUUAUAAGAAUAUAGAUAAAACUCAUUAUAUAUUAGAUAAUAAUGUUGUACAUAUAUUAAAUGAUAUUAAUACCUAUUUAAAAAGAGAAAGAGAUUAUAUGAAUAGAAAAUUUGGAACAUAUAUAGAUUCAACAUAUAAAAAUCCUAUGUAUGUAACAUUAUAUAUAUUUAAUAAUGAUAUAUUAAAAGAUAUUAUAUUACAAGUAAUAGAUAUUAUUAGAAAUGAUUUUGAUCAUGCUAUAUAUAAAGAUAUUGAUGAAAAUCAAUUAAUAAAAAAUUUAAUUAUUUUAAUAAAUCAUUUGACUACACGACCGAGUAAAGAAUGGUUUGAUUAUUGGAAAAGACAUAUGCCUACAUUUAAUGAUAAGAAAAGUGAAUAUAAUGUAUAUAAAUAUUUACAAUUACAAAAAAGCGAUAGAAGAAUAUUAUAUGAUACCUUAAAAAAUGAUAUCUAUAUUAAAGAAUUACAAAAAAGAUCGGAUAUAUUAGAUCAAUAUCAAAAAGGAUUACAAAGUUUAAAAUGUUUACUAGCUAAUAAAAACUUCUUAACUAUGCUAAAUGAAUUCAGAUAUAAUACCCAGUUAUUUAUUGAUGCUGACUAUCGAGAAAUUGAAGAAAAUGAAAAGGUUAUGGAAAUGCAAAGGAGGGAAAAUGAAUUACUGGAGGAAAAAAAAAGACUAAAGCAAGAAUUAGAAUCUUACCACGACGAUUCUUCAACGGAUGAUGACUCUAGUGCGGAUGAGCAACAGGAUGAACGGAGGGAGGUUCUUACACAUAAUGACCCUAUAAAUAAAAAGGAUGACCCUAUAAAUAAAAAUGAUGACCCUAUAAAUAAAAAUGAUGACCCUAUAAAUAAAAAUGAUGACAAUAUAAAUAAAAAUGAUGACAAUAUAAAUAAAAAUGAUGACAAUAUAUGUAAUAGUAAUGACCAUACACAUAAUAGUAAUGACCAUACACAUAAUAGUAAUGACCAUACACAUAAUAGUAAUGACCAUACACAUAAUAGUAAUGACCAUACACAUUUUAGUAAUGACCAUACACAUUUUAGUAAUGACCAUACACAUUUUAGUAAUGACCAUACACAUUUUAGUAAUGACCAUACACAUAAUAGUAAUGACCAUACACAUAAUAGUAAGAACCAUGCACAUUUUAGUAAUGAGGUAGACAAAACAAAUGAUUAUAAAUACCAUUCAGAAAAGAAAAAGAAAAAUAAUGUGAUAAGGAGUAAAAUGUACAAUAUAAAGAAACGAAUAAGUAAGAUUAAUGACGAGCUCCAUGAGUUAUCGAAUUUUUUUUUAAUAGAUAAAACCAAAAGAGAGAAAUUAAUGUUUGAAUAUAACGAGAAUGUAUUUCUGGUUCGAAAUAUAUUAACACAAGUUUUAGGCAUACGAAAUAAAACAGAUAAUCGAGAUAUUAAUUUAAACAACGUUCAUUAUGCUAUAUUACAAAAUAUACUAGAUAAACAUGGUUGUCUUCAUUUAAUAAUUGAUGAAAUGAGAGAUUUAUUUGAAAAAGAGAUAAAAAAAUAUGAAGAAGAAUCAAAUAUAUAUAUACCAUAUAUUAAACAAAAUACUAUGAAGCAAAUAUGGGAAUACAUAAGAUUAUUUUAUAAUAUUAUAUGUUAUAUAGAUCCGAUAGAUUUGGUCAAAUCAUUAACAUAUCAAAAAAGUACACACAUAAUAAAAAAGGAAAAAAAGAAAACCAAAACGGAUAUGGAUAAUAAUAAUAAUAAUAAUAAUAAUAAUAAUAAUGAUAAUAAUAAUAUAAUGAUGAAUCAAAAAUUUUUGAAUAAUUAUCAUAAUAAAAAACAUCUCAAUACUUCUGACAAUGUAAACAAUAUGAAGACAAAUAAUUUACGAAAUUAUAAUAAAGAUAUAAAUUUAAAAAAUGUAGGAAAAGAUAUGAACAAACGGAAAAGCAUGGCACAACAGCAAAAUAAAAGGAAAAGCAAUUAUAUAAAUAUAAAACAAAAAAAUUUAAUGAUCACACAUUUGUCAAGGAUCAAUCCUUUAUUAGCUAAAUCUAAAGUAAGGAAACCCAAUGAAGAAAAGCAUUUAAAAAAAAGAAAAAGGAAAUUUAUAGAAAGAAAAAAUUUAAUAGAUCAUUAUGAAAUAUUUUCCUUUGAGGAUUUUUCUUUUAAUAUGUUUUCUGAAGAUCGUUUAUUUAAUAAAUAUAAUAUAUUAGAUAUAUUUGAUUAUAGUAACUUGUAUAAAAUACAAGAUUUUUUAAAUAAUAUUAUAGGUAUAAAUGAAGAAUUUGAAAGUAUCUAUGAGAAUGAUGAUAAUUUCCAUUAUUCAUUAAAGGUAUUUUUAAAUAUAUGUAUAAAAGAUUUAAGAAGAUGUAUAAAUGAAUUUUAUAAUUUUCAAUGGGAUAUAAAAAUCAUAUUAAAUAUGCAUGCAUGGAUUGUAACAUAUUAUACCAAUUUAUAUAUAUACGAAAAUAGAAAAAGGUUUUAUAAUUCUAGAAACAAAAACAAAAAUAAUAAGGAACAUCAAAUGAAUAGAGAUGAUGAAAGGAAAUGUACAAAAGAAUAUACAAAUCAAAAUGAAGGUGAAAUGAAAUAUGAUCAUAAUAGGAAGAGGGAAGAUGAACAAAAAAAUCAUAAAUAUUGUAAUAUAAAUUGUAAUAUAAAUUGUAAUAUAAAUUGUAAUAAAAAUUGUAAUAAAAAUUGUAAUAUAAAUUAUAAUAAUGGUGAUAAUAAUGUGUAUGAUAACAAUGUGUAUGAUAAUAAUGAUGAUUAUAAUGAUGAUUAUAAUGAUGAUUAUAAUGAUGAUUAUAAUGAUGAUUAUAAUGAUGUAAAUCAAAAUACCUAUGUUAAACAUAACAAUCAAAAUGAAAAUUCAUCAUUAUUUAUUUCUAGAAUUCAAAUGGUUUUAGGAUUACAAAUGUAUAUAGGAGAUAAUAGUAUCCACUCCGAAUUUUUAUGUGAUACCUUUCAACGUGUUAUAAGAGAAGAGAAGAUGAUGAAGAAUAGUAGUCAAGUCAUAUUAUGUUGUUUACGAUGUUUAUAUUCAGAUCUUAAUUUAUUAGAUAUACAUUCUUUAUCAACAGAUGAAAAUGUAAAAUCUAUAUGUAAAACUUCUUUAGACAAUUUGCUGAAAAGAAAUAUUUUGACUACUUUAAGUUGGAUAUUACAAAACUUUAAAAUAUUAAGUCACGAAAAACAUAUAUUUAUAUAUUCUUUAAAAUGUUCAUUGCUUAUAAUAAAUUUGUUAGCAAAAUUAGGUGGAACCACAUAUAUAAUAAAAGAGAAAAAAAAUAUUCAUAAUGACUCUCAUGAUGAUAACAACGAUGAUAGUGUUAAUGAUUCUAAUGAUGAUACCAACAAUGUUAAUGUUAAUGUUAAUGUUAAUGAUUAUUAUGAUGAUGAUGAUGAUGAUAACAAUAAUAAUAACCGAAUAGACAAAAAAAAAAAACAUAAAAAAAAGAAAUAUAAUAAUGAACCUAUGGAAAAAAUAGACGUUUCUGAUCUAGUAGAAGAAAUAUUUAACGGGAAAAUAGUAAAUAUAUGUAUGCAUAUAUUAGAAAAUUUCAAAAGAAAUAGUUUAUAUAUAAAUGAUUUAAUUAUAACCUAUUUUGAACAUUUAAUAAAACAUAAAAAUAAUGAAUAUAAUUUCUUAAUAUUUUUUGAUAUUAAAUAUUUUCUUAUAUUUAAAGAUAUUAUUAAUGAUCCUGAAGCAUAUAAUAAUCCACAUUAUUAUUGGAUCCCAUGUUUCUUUGAAAAUAUUAUUGCAUGCUUUUUUAAAAUAUGGAAAAGCAAUUAUUUUAUUGUUAAUGAACUUCUCUUUACUAAAGAUAUAAAUAAAAAUAAUUCAAAUCUAUUAAAUGAAAAAUAUUUAUUAUCUAUAUUUAGUAAUUAUAAUGAAGGGAAUGAUCCAUUUAUUUUUCAACAAUUAAAUGAAGGGAUAUAUAUAAAUGAUAUAUUUAUAAAUUUAAAUAAUAAAAAAAGAUUAGAAUCUUUAGAAUGGUCUAAUGAAGAUAUAGAAAAUCUAAAAUUUUAUUUUAAACAAUUUAAACACAUGCAUAAUUUCUUACCUUUCAUUAGUGAAAUGUUAAAUAAAUCAUCAAAUGUUGUAAAAAAUCAAUUAAUCUAUUUAAAUUAUUUAGAUAAAAGAGGAAAAGUUAUAUAUGAUGAUCAAUAUGAAAGUGAUAAUAUGAUUUCUUCUUCUUCUUCUUCAUCAUCAUCUUCAUCAUCAUCUUCAUCAUUAUCUUCAUCAUCAUCAUUAUCUUGUGUAUCUUAUUUAUCAGAGGCACAAAAUAGUAAUAACAAAUCAAAUGAUUCUUUAAAAAUGUCUUAUUCAAAAAAGAAGAAACAACAUACAAAUGAACAUAUGAAUCAUCAUCAAAAUUAUCCUAUGAGAAAAACAAAACAACCGCUUCUUUAUAUCAUAUAUAAAUUAAAAAAAUUAAAUUAUAAUAAUAAUAAUAAUAAUAAUAAUAAUAAUAAUAAUAAUGAUGAUAAUACAAAAGAUCAACCAAAAUUAACUGUUAACGAAAUUAACUGUAAUGUGGAUACUGUCUUAGAAGAAAUAAACGUCAACUUAAAAUCUUUAUAUGAAUUAAAAAAAUUAUCGAAGAAUAAAAUAUUCAAUAAUAAAGCGUUAGCAUUUGACAUUCCAUUAAGCAUAUCCCCUGAUCUACUUGAACAUCAUUACUUUAAAAAAUUGUUAAAACAUAUAGGCUUUCUAUAUAACCAAAAUGUUGAUGAAUGGAUAUUAAACGAAAAUUUAGAUAUAGACAUUUUUAAAAAAACCAUAGACAAAUUUGAACAAUUAUAUAUAAUGGAUAUUCAAAAAUUGAAAAAGAAAUUAUCAUCUCAUAAAUUAAAUGUUCAAACAAAUGAUCAGGGAGAAAGACAAGAUGAAAGGAACAUUGAUCAUGAGGACGAACCCGUUUCUUCUAACACGGAAGAUGAUCAUGAGGAAAAUGAUUAUUUUACAUAUGAUCACAUAGAUGAAAGGGACCAUAAAAAAUGUGAUGAUAAAAAAUAUAGUGAUAAUACAAAUGAAACAUAUGAUGACCAAAAAUGUGAUGAUAAUACAAAUGAAACAUAUGAUAAUGAAAAAUGUGACGAAGCAAUAAAUAACAAACAUAUGGAUGAACAAGAAUUACAUUUGCGUAGUCCCUCUAUAAAAACCAAAGGUACAUUGAAACUUUUAAAAUUAAUGUAUGAAUUUUUUAUUUCAAAUGAUGAUGAAUGUAGAUUAUUUUUUAAUAAUUUAAUAAAUACCAUUAAAGAGAAAUGUAUUAUUAUCUUUGAAAAAUUAAAAAAAUGCAAACUAGAUCAUGACAUAUUGUAUAAGGACACUACAAAUAAUUAUUAUGAUCAUACUUCACAUCCUGUUCAAAUAUGUUUUGAAGAUUAUAAAAUAUAUUUGAAUAAUAACGAAAAGAGUAUUUUAAAAGGUAGAUGUAAACAUAAAAAUAUUCUAGAAGAACUUUUGGAAAUAUUAGGUUUGUACAUUUCUAAUGUCCCAUGUUUAAUUAUUAGCAAACAUAUAAAAGAAGAAGAGUUCUAUGAAAGAAUUACAACUAUUAAUGAUCAUAAAACUUUAAGCUUAAACGAUUUAAAUAUGAUUAUAACUACAAAGGAAAAAGAAAUCAAAGAAAAAAAAAAAAAAAAAAAAGAAGAAAGAAAACCAAGUGCACACCAAAAAUUUGCAUUUAUUAAAAGUAUAUGUGAAUAUUUAAAUUAUAAUUAUAUUAUUAGGAAUACUUACAAAAGCGAACAAAAUACAAACAAUCAUAAUGAUAACAACAUUAUUUAUAAUAAUACAUAUUCUAAGUUGAAAGAUACAUAUUUUGGUGAUGAUAAGUUAUUAACAGCACUCUAUGAUAAGCUAAAUAUAUGGAAUAAUAGACGAAAGAAAAAAAAUGAUGACAUGGUAUUGGAGAUACCGAUCCCUCAAUUUGUUGGAUCGAUGUGUAAUGUGGGAACUUCUGAGGGAGAACAUGAACAAAAACUUGAUGAAAGUAAGAAUAUAUAUACAAAGGAAUAUAAUAAUGAUGAAAAGUUUCUUAAGUCUCAUAUUAAUUGUCAAGAUGAUACUCAAAAGAUAUCCUCUUUAGUUAUACAUAUAGGUAUUUGUUUGAAGGGAGAAUAUCACGAUGAAUCUAUUUUAAAAUGGACAUGUGAACAAAUACAUAGAGAGUGGAUGAAAAUUAUGUUAAAAUUAUUUUAUAAUAUCCUUUAUGAUACUACAUAUAAUGUUAUAGGAAAAUUAUUUAAGGAAUAUAAAAAUAUCAAAGAAAUAUUAAACGACCAGUCUUCUGAUUUUUUGGAUAUGUAUAAAUCAGAUAAAAAGAAAAAAAAGAAAAAGAAAGAACUCGAUGAUGUUGAGAAGGAGGGUCAACCAAAAAUGGGAGUGGGAAAUGAUGAUAACAUAAAUGGUGAUAAAAACAUAUAUGAUGAUAACAUAAAUGGUGAUGAUAACAUAAAUGGUGAUAAAAACAUAUAUGAUGAUGAUAAAAACAUAUAUGAUGAUGAUGAUAACAUAAAUGGUGAUAAAAACAUAUAUGAUGGUAAUUACAAAAUAUCGUAUAGUAAAGAAUAUGAACAUAUUCAUAUGGAUGAAAAAAAAGAAGUAGAAAAAGAAUACCACAUAUACGAUAACAAUAAUAAUAAUGAUAAUAAUAAUGAUAAUAAUAAUGAUAAUAAUAAUAAUAGUCACACCUUAGCGUUUCAGAAUAGAACUCAAGGAGAAACAACAUUUACUAACAUAAACAAUAUAACAAAUGAUAUUUGUGAAAAAGGUAAUAAAUAUACAUCAAAUGUAAAUAAUAUUAAUAAUAUCAAUGAAAUGACAUGUAAAGAAUCCGUUGAAGUUAAUGAAAUAAUUCAAAAGACAAAUAAAAGAAAAUUUCAUAAUAUAGAAUUAAAAGAACAUUAUUGUUAUGAUUUAUUCAAAAAAAGGAAAUUAGAAAAUACUUAUAGAAAUACAUAUAAGAAAAAUAGAAAAAUUAUUAUUAACUGCUUAUUAACAAAUAAAAAUAUUUUUCAAUAUAAAGAACAUGAUAUUGUUAAUAAGGUCAAGCAAAUUUUUAUUAAGGCAAAACAUAUGGCAACAAAUGGGGAUCUACGAAAUAGAUGGAAGUCUCGAGAAGAUGUCAAGAAAAUCCUUUUAUUGUAA
Messenger RNA from Plasmodium falciparum 3D7, 7767 nucleotides. RefSeq lists its product as uncharacterized. Lineage: Eukaryota; Apicomplexa; Aconoidasida; Haemosporida; Plasmodiidae. The record is from RefSeq and is a predicted model, not a curated record.